This is a messenger RNA of Acanthopagrus latus (yellowfin seabream), 4018 nucleotides long. RefSeq names its product kelch repeat and BTB domain-containing protein 12-like. Gene Ontology annotation, molecular function: protein binding. NCBI's taxonomy places the organism in Eukaryota, Metazoa, Chordata, Actinopteri, Spariformes, Sparidae. The record is from RefSeq and is a predicted model, not a curated record. The coding region runs from base 1554 to 3545 and encodes 663 amino acids. The transcript has 10 exons.
AAAUCAACAUUUCUGUAUUCAUUGUUCCAUUUCACAUUUUUAAAGCAAUUUGAGCCACUUGCACUUCAUCCAUAAAAGCAGAUUCUUGCACUGUAAACUGAGGCCUUCUUGACGUACACACUCACAGGCCACAGGUCCUGAGUGCUGGGAUCGUGAUAGCAGAGUCACCGGCACAUGUCAGCAGGCUCACGUAUACACAUCCUGACUAGCAGUCACUGAUUAAGCUGCACGUGCAAUAAACUGCACAGGACACUUUGUUUUGCCCAUGCUGUUGUGUAAUACACGACAUUAUGCUCAGCGGUGCACGGAAAUGUGGUUAGAAAACAGUUAGCCCGAAAUAACAUCGCGUUCCCCAAUUGGACCUGUGACAGUGAAUGUUUGACGGUAGAAAACACAACAGCGUUUUAGAUUAGGGAAGAGGUGGGACAACACUUCUUGUUUGUGAUUGGACAGAGCCCACAUCCCUGGUGACAGUGCACUGUCAUUUCCUGUUUGUGUACGACUUUCAGCCCCAGUCCUAACUCUUUCAAGUGUGCUUUUAGGGUUCCACUGGACUUUUAAAAGGAUCGUCUUGAUUUGAGUGGGGUUACAUGUGGUUCUGAUUGAUAGUCAGGGUUAGGUUUGGCAGUUAGGACUAACGGUUUUAAGAUAUGAGCAAUGUACUGCAGUAGAUGGAGUUAGUAGUAACAUGUAUUUUAGACAUCUAAAACACAUCAGUAUCAGUUUGAUAUUUUCUAUAUCUAGAAUAUUUUCAUAACUUAAAACUGCCAUCAAACAGCCCUUUCUGAUUGGUAAACUUAAGGCGUUAUGCUGCUCUCUCCAAAGCAACCAGACUCUUUUGAUAAAAACAGCUAUUUUAGGCUACCUUGCACAACAUAGUUACUGGUCAUCUGCUUGACCAUCAGAGCCUCUGUAGACUGAUGCUUUGUUAAAACAAGCACAUCAACUGAAUCUUCAUCUGAGGGGUCAAGAAAAAAAAAAAGAAAAUUCUGUUUAUCGACAUUUAUACUGGGGACAUGCCCUCAUCACUUUUUUUAAUUAGUUUAAAAUGUGCUAAAAAAAUAAAAAAGAAAGAAAAGAAAGAAAGAAAAGAAAAAAGAAGCGUGCCAAGUUAGAUUUUGACGUCAUUAAUGUCAUUAACAACUCCGACCUCGUACACUCCCCUCACUACUGCCUUUUCCAACAAAUCAUUAACCUGUAAACAUUACACUUCAGAUUCUUGCAGUUUCCAGAAGAAACUAGCUUUUUUGAUUUGCCUGGCCACCUCUGGAAACCUGAACAGACCAGCAGAACCGCUGACACAUGCUGAUCUAUUUUAAAACCUUUUAACACCACGAGCAUGCUGUUGCCCCUCACUCACAGGCAGCAAAUAGCAGAGAACAUAAGACAGAUCUGCCAGCAAACAAAAACAGAACAACCGCUGAGGAGUAGUGUCACAUAUCCAAGCUGACGUCAUCUCAAUUCAGAAACUUCUGGAUCCCGGCCGUGAGGUCGCCACCGGGUCCCCCUUUCUACGUUGACUAAAGCGGUGCAGAGAUCCAGUGCAGCAGUCCAUGGAUGCACCAGUGGCGGACUGUGCUCAGGCAGAGCAUGGCUCACUCCUGCUCAGGCAGCUGGAGAGGAUGAGGUCAGCUGAGGAGCUCACUGAUGUGGUGCUGCUGGCAGAGGGGAUUCCCUUCCCUUGCCACAAGGUGGUGCUGUCUGCAUUCAGCCCUUACUUCCAGGCCAUGUUCACAUGUGGUCUGAAGGAGACCCGAGGAGGAGAGGUGCCCCUCAGGGACACUCCUGCUCAGAGCCUAGAGCUGCUGCUGGACUACAUGUACCGAGCUGAACUCCCACUGUCCAAUGACAACAUCCAGGGAGUGGCUGCCGCUGCCUUCCUGCUCCAUGUAGAUGGAGCCUUCAGGUUGUGUCAGGCCCACAUGGAGGCCCGCAUGGACCCAUCCAACUGUGUCGGACUGUACCACUGGGCCCGAGACCUGGGGGCCACUGUUCUGGCCGACUGCGCCUUGAGAUACCUCUGCCAGCACUUUGCAGAAGUUUGCGAGGAAGAAGAAGUGCUGGACCUGGACGCCCAAAGUCUCGGGGAUCUGCUGGGCUCAGACGACCUCAACAUAUCACAGGAGCAGGUUGUGCUAGAGCUGGUGCUGCGUUGGGUGGAGAGGCGAAGAGGGGACCCGCAGAGUGAAGCCAAGGCUGUGGAGCUGCUCAGACGUGUCCGACUGGAGCUUGUGGACCCUGGAUUCCUCCGUAAAGCCAGGAGGAGAAACCCGGUGUUGCUGCGGGAUGCUGAGUGCUUUGGGAUGAUCGAUGCUGCCCUCCAGACUGCAGGCCUCUGUGAGGCAUCAGCUCCACCUCGGCCGGCCCUUCGUUACGGCAUGGAGACCACCGACCUGCUGCUCUGCUUGGGUGGGGUGAACAAGGAGGGGGUGCCUGCCCGCCGUGGAGGACUGGCUGAUCUCAGUUUUUGCUUUGCCCCUCAUGGCAGAAAGACUUUCUACAUCCCCUCUCCGCUGAAGGGCUGCAGAGGCGUGGGGCAGAUCACAGCUGGGGCAGUGACACGAGACAACAACAUCUUGGUGGCCGUGGAGGCAGAAGACCAACACAGGAUGAAGAGGGUGGAUAUCUACAGGUACGAUAAUUCUGAGGACAACGGCUGGACGCAGCUGUGCUCAGCGGCGCACAGGGACAUGUACGCUUUAGGGCUGAUAGGCGACUGCCUCUAUAUGAUCGGCGGUCAGAUGAAAGUGCGCCAUCACUACGUCAUCACGGACAGCGUGGAGAGAUGGUCGCUGAGGAGAGGAGGCAGCUGGCUCAGCUUCGCCCCUCUGCCACUUCCCUUAGCCUGCCACUGUGUCGUCAGCCUGAAGGAGCACCUGUAUGUGCUGGGGGGCUGGACGCCGCAGCACCAACCGGACGACGAGCCCGACAAGCUGAGUAACCGCCUGCUCCAGUUCGACCCCGGCAAGGACAGGUGGAGAGAGUGUGCCAGCAUGAAGUACUCCAGGUACCGCUGCGGCACGGCUGUCCUCAAUGGAGAAAUCUACGUAGCUGGUGGUAUAGGGUGUGAUGGAGAGGACCGCGGACAAUCACGUCGCUGCCUGAGUUCUGUGGAGAUCUAUAACCCGGACACAGACACCUGGAGGGCAGGACCGACUCUGCCCAUGUCGAUCCUCUCCCACAGAACCAACGCCUCCAAUAUAGGCGUCGUGGAGGGCAAGCUCUACCUCUGUGGAUACUACAAAGGGGCCGGUCAGUUGGCCGUCAUGAGAUCAUCACCAAGGAGAUUUUGGAGCUGGACCCCGCGGACAAUGUGUGGACGGUGGUGGAAAGAAGAGCGGCCAUGCACGACAGCUAUGACGUGUGUCUGGUGGCCAACCUCAACCCUCGAGACCUCUUCGCUCCCUGAUUCAUCCCCUCCUGACUGCCAGGAGACGGGAUGUGUGUUUUGGCUUUUUAAAUCCUUGUACCCAAAAAAAAGUUUUAAAAAGUACCCAGAUGACUGUUCACAUGAGCGUUUUCUCGUCGUCCACCGCUGCGUUUAAGGUUUGGGUUAGUUUAGGGAAUGUAAACUGGAGAAGAGGAAGGAGGAAAUUUUGGUCAGGGUUUGAAGGAAACCAGUGUUUGUCGGCUGGACCUAAGGCGCACGCUGCAGUCUGUGGUGUCGCACACCUCCUCAGGGUUUACUUCAGACAGAAAACAUUCACUGAUCGAGUGAACACAGGAGGUUUGUAGUUGCAGAACGUAUUUGGCAUUUUAAAAGAAUAGCUGCCAUGUGGGGAGAUUAUUAUUGCGUUCCUCCUGAGAGUUCAGAGAGGGGAACGAUGCCACUCUCAUGUCUGUCUGUUAACCGUGACGCCGUGGCUUAGCUUCGCGUAGCAUAAAGACUGGAAACAGAGGGAAAGAGCUGGACUGGUGCCAAACAGUUCCCCUAAAAUUAUAAUGUAAACACCAGACAUAACAAUGAAUGACUGUCGGUGAAGGUGUGACACUUGAAAAACAAAAGGCAAUGGCUUAA